AUGGCUUCGUGAGCAUUUAACGUCAUGGUCAAGCUCAGGAAUCAGAGUCAGGAUGUCACCGACUAAAAAAGGUGAUGUGUCGCAGUCUCGCAAUAUUUUGAGGCACCGGUGCUGUGCCUUUGUGGCGGUGCACGUCGUUUGAUGUCGAUAACCUUUUUUGGGUAGGUAGAACGUGGCUACCAACCACAAACUGGACGGCUCAGCCAAGAAUCAAACGUGACGGCGUACACAUGCGUAUUAUAGCUGCGGGAUGGCAUUAAUGGUGACGCCCCUGGCUUCGAGAAAAGACUAAACUGAUGGUCUGAACUAGAUGCAGUAUCCUGGUCAAUAGCCUUUGGCACUAAUGUACCAGCGGCGCGGCGUUGCCUCGCGCUGUGCUUGAAUAAAACUGAACUCGUCGUACGUUCAAUAUCAUGUAACUUGCCCGUCUUUGACACCUGCGGCAAUCUGAAGCUGUUCAGAACGACGCCCAAGACUUGAUGUUGCCGGUGCAAAUCUCCACCCUUCUUGUUUCCAGUUAGCACCUCUCCCACAAAAUAUUCUCGGGGAACAUUCUCUGUGUUGCAUCAGAUAUUCCUCUUCGUUCGUACCUUCCAAGGCCGACCUUGGAUAGCAAAGCAGGGUCAAUGAAUAACAGAGGCAUUUUCGCAGCGGCCUUAACCGCUGGCCAGCUCUGUAUAAAAGACAAUAUGCGAGGUCUGCUUUAGCCAUCGCAGAACUUCUGGUCUUUGCAUAGUCCACUUUCCUGAAUAUCAGCUGGAAUGGCUUUCGCAUCCGCAUUGUCGACGUUUACCAUCCUCGCGUUUGCUCUGAAAGUAUACGCUGGGAUAGGUCCCGUUGCCGACUUGCACAUUGUCAACAAGGAUAUCGCGCCCGAUGGCGUGAGUCGUGCUACCGUGCUAGCAGGAGGUACGUUCCCUGGUCCACUUAUCACCGGGCGGAACGGUGACAAUUUCCAAAUCAACGUUAUCGACGAGCUGACCGAUGAUAGGAUGCUAACGGCAACCUCUAUUCAUUGGCAUGGAUUUUUCCAGAGGGGGACCAACUGGGCUGAUGGCCCCGCCUUUGUUACCCAGUGCCCAAUUAUUAGCGGGAACUCGUUCCUGUACGACUUUGACGUCCCAGACCAGCCUGGUACCUUCUGGUAUCAUAGUCAUCUGUCCACUCAAUAUUGCGAUGGUCUGCGUGGAGCGUUCGUUGUAUACGAUCCCAAUGAUCCCCACAAGCAUCUCUACGACGUCGAUGACGAUAAUACGGUGAUCACCUUGGCAGAUUGGUAUCACGUUUUUGCACGUACCGUGGUUGGUGUUGCCACGCCCAAUUCAACUCUGAUCAACGGAUUAGGACGGUCUCCAUUUGGACCCGCCGACGCUGAGUUGGCGGUCAUCAACGUCCAACGUGGCAAACGCUACCGCUUCCGUCUGGUUUCUAUCUCUUGCGACCCCAAUUACAUCUUCUCCAUCGACAAUCACACAAUGACUGUCAUUGAAGUCGACGGGGUCAACAGUAAGCCGUUGGGUGUUGACUCGAUUCAAAUAUUUGCAGGGCAGCGAUACUCUUUUGUCCUUCAUGCCAACCAAUCGGAGAGUAACUACUGGAUCCGAGCCAGACCGAACAUUGGCGCGAACACCACUACUCUCGGAGGCAUGAACUCCGCUAUCCUCCGCUAUGUCGGAGCACCCAAGACGGAACCGACCACUGUUGAAACUCCGAGUGUAAACCCAUUGCUCGAGACGAACCUACGGCCUCUAGUUCGCACUCCGGUGCCUGGAAGUCCAGUUCCUGGAGGUGCUGACAUUGUGAAGACUCUAGAUCUGACAUUCGCUGGUGGUCGCUUCAACAUCAAUGGCGCUUCAUUCCAGGAUCCUACCGUUCCGGUCCUUCUUCAAAUUCUCAGUGGAGUGCACAACGCUCAGGAUUUGCUACCUGCUGGCAGUGUCAUCGAACUCGAGCAAGGAAAGGUUGUCGAACUCAUCAUUCCUGCUCUUGCCAUAGGCGGCCCACACCCCUUCCAUUUGCACGGGCAUAACUUCUGGGUCGUUCGAAGUGCUGGCACUGACCAGUACAACUUCGAGGAUGCGAUCCUGCGCGACGUAGUCAGCAUUGGAGCUACCGGCGAUCAAGUCGCCAUCCGCUUCGUGACCGAUAACCCUGGACCUUGGUUCCUUCAUUGCCAUAUCGACUGGCAUCUCGAAGCCGGGUUGGCUGUCGUGUUUGCCGAAGGAAUCAACCAGACCGCUGCUGCCAACCCCACCCCUCCGGACUGGGACCAACUCUGCCCGAAGUACAACGAGCUCAGCCCAAGUGAGAAGGUGCAACCGAAGAAGGGCACAGCCGUAUAACAUGACGUUACGCGCGGUUUGGCAUUAAUGAAGUAAUUACAGUUCCGAUUCAACCAUCUAGCUUGUAUGUAUGUAUCUGGAAAAACCAGCGGUGAUAUGCAAUUUCGUCUACACUCAAGAUUUCACC
Messenger RNA from Somion occarium, 2469 nucleotides. Lineage: Eukaryota; Fungi; Basidiomycota; Agaricomycetes; Polyporales; Cerrenaceae. The record is from the annotation of a GenBank genome assembly.